Messenger RNA from Microplitis mediator, 2004 nucleotides. Its product is annotated as insulin-like growth factor-binding protein complex acid labile subunit. NCBI's taxonomy places the organism in Eukaryota, Metazoa, Arthropoda, Insecta, Hymenoptera, Braconidae. The transcript has a single exon. Bases 113 to 1696 code for a protein of 527 amino acids. The record is from RefSeq and is a predicted model, not a curated record. Gene Ontology annotation, cellular component: plasma membrane. Gene Ontology annotation, molecular function: protein binding.
UAACCCCAAUUUUAUGUCACGUCACAUGUGGUAGAAUUAUUUUUGACACCGGUUGAGAAGGUUAGUUGUUGGAAAAUAUUAGUUAUUAAUUUAUAUAAAUAAUUGAAAAAAAAUGACGGUGAUCAAUGUGCUGCUUAAUGUGCUGCUUUUAAUUUUAAUGUACAGUGUCUUAGGGUACUAUGUUCUGUAUCCGUCCAAUAGACAAGACACAAAAAUAGUUUAUGUAUCAGAUUGUGUAAACGUUGAAAAUCCCGAAAUUGAAGAGAAUAAAACCGAAGAUAUUGUUAAUUUAAAAAAAAAUAAGAAGAAAUCUAUUCUAGAUUUAUCAAAUACUGGAAUAGUUAAUUUGAAAAAAUCUUUUGCCAGCAGUUCUGACAUAACAGGAAUCAAAUUGUCUGACAAUAACAUUUGGAAAAUUGAAAACGGUGCUUUUGAUUCUUUACCAAAUUUAAAAUCCAUAGAUUUCACUGGGAAUUUAAUUAAAUUCGAUCAAUUAAAUUUUGGGAAUCAUGCAGGAAUUGAAACACUGAUUUUGGACAGAGCAAUAAGGAAUAGAGAUCAUUCUAAUUCUUCAUAUCAUUCAAAUGACGAGUGUUCUAAAGCUCAGACUUACAGGGAACAAAGUUUGAGCUUCAAUAAUACAAUUAGACUCACAACUUCUCUCAACUUACCCGGAUUAAAAAAGCUUUAUCUGCGUCAAAAUAAUAUUGACUUGAUUUAUUUUGGAGAUGUAAAAUCGUUGGGAGAUAUAAUGCCCAGAAUCAGUCACCUGCAUCUAGAUGACAACAGACUUUCAUCACUGGAUUUCAUAAGAUCCCUUCCGUCAUCUUUGACUCAUUUGUAUUUGAAUAACAACGAGAUAUCAGAUUUCAAAAGUUAUUCUUGGAUAAAUUUAAAAUUUUUAACGAUCGAUGGAAAUAAGAUCAAAAAUUUGUGUCGUAGUUAUGAAAACUGUGAAGGAAUGGCUUUAAAAAAUGCGUUAAAUUUACGAACACUGUCAGUAUCAAAUGUUGGACUUGAAGAAAUUGAAUUGGACUCAUUCAUAAACUUGGUAAACUUACGUUACUUAAAUAUGUCUCAUAAUAAAAUAAUUGAAAUAGUAAAUCACACUCUCAAUUAUAUGACAAAUUUGAAGACUCUCGACCUUGAUCACAACGAGCUGGUGACUGUCCCCGACAUUCUUGGUCUCAAGAAUUUGAAAAAUCUCUCGAUAGCCCACAAUAAAAUAGAAACUAUCGGGAAGUCGGACUUCCUUCGUCUUGCAAAUCUUCAACGAUUGAACCUCAGCUAUAAUUUGGUGCAUGAAAUUGACGCAGAGUCAUUUAGUACUUCGGCUUUACUCACAGAACUGGACCUUUCCGGAAACAGACUUGAAGUUUUGCCCAGCGGUUGGCUGUCAUCAAACUUAAAUUUGCGUCGUUUGUAUUUGAAAAAUAAUUUGUUUCAAAGUUUUGCAAGUUUGUCGUUAGCCGAUAAUGAAAAUGUAAAAUAUUUGUACAUUAGUGGAAAUCCAUUUGAGUUGAUAAACAGACAAUCCUUGAUGUUUUUACCAGUUAAUGCAAUUAUGGAUAUUCGUAAAAUAAUUAGUGGACUAUCGGACAUGUCUAUUUCAGGAUCCACUUCAUGUUUGUCUGUGUUAUCUUUCCCGCUUACAUAUCUAUACUGCGUCAUUUUAUCAUGUUACUAUUUCUCAUAAUUAUAUCUGCAAAUUACAUUUUUUCUAUUUAUAGACAUCAGUAUCAAUUUCAUUAAUAAUAUGAAUUCAAAUUCAAAUAUGAAAUAUAAAUAAUAUGAAACAGUUUGAAAAAUAUCAAAUACAGGUGAAGGUGAAUGUAGCAGACAUCAGACAAAUUUAAAAUUAUAAAUAAUUAGAGCUUUAAUUUUUAAAUUUUUUAAAUGCGCAUUUUUUCAAAAUUUUAUUUUAUUAAUUAUUUACUCUAUUUAUUAAUAAUUUUAAAUUUGUGAUGUCUGCUACAUUCACACUCGUAAAUAUAGAAUUGAAUU